Seriola dumerili (greater amberjack) is the source of this 2727-nucleotide messenger RNA. RefSeq names its product transforming growth factor beta receptor type 3-like (gene engl). Lineage: Eukaryota; Metazoa; Chordata; Actinopteri; Carangiformes; Carangidae. The transcript has 18 exons. The record is from RefSeq and is a predicted model, not a curated record. The coding region runs from base 1 to 2649 and encodes 882 amino acids.
AUGGACUUUGCAGACACAGGAAAUGAGGGGGGCGUGUGUUGGGUCGUGAAUGCAGCCCUCACAGUGAAGUCUAUAAGCAACAGCUGGAUCAGCAGUCCAGCCUUGUCCCUCCGCGCCGCAGCUCAAAGUGAAAAGGUGCAAUGCUCCGCCGCCGGUCCAGUGGGCGUCCUACACCCUGUUCAGGGUCUGCUGGAGACGUUUGAGGCAGGUCCAGGCUGUGCUGCUAGACAACACGGGAACAAGGAGACUCAUGUGAUUGCUGUGGGGAGAGUGACGGUGUUGCUGAAGCCGUUGUCUCUGUCCCUGUCACCGCUCAGAGUUCUCCACCUGCUGCUCAGCUCCAAGCUCCCAGUCAGCUGGUGGCUGGAGGCUGAGAGGCUGCCCCCCAACCUCCCAGUGCUGGUGCAGGUGUCCUCAAACUCCAGCGUACAAUCCCACACACUGCGUCUGCAUGUCCACACGGUGCCUUUGUUACCUUUUCGCCCACGAGCGCUGCACCGCUGGGCUCUGAAGCACUACGGCAACCUGUCCUCUCUAACACACACAACACACGGCAACCGGGUCUACGUCCGACUGGGAGAAGAUCCAACGCAGCCUGUGGUGUGCCAGCUACAGUCCAUGUUCCUCUCUCACAACUACUUGACCUCUGACCUGCAGCCACAGGAAGUGCAAGGCUGUGUCCACACUGCAGCAGGUGGGAUCGGCCCUGAAGUCCAUGUGAUCAAGCUGCAUUCUGCGGGAUCAGGGCUGUGUGGCUCUCUGCAGGUGGAGGUGAUUGUCUCUCUUGUGCCCCCGGUGGCCGACUCAAAGGCGCAGAAGGUUGUACUGGUUCUCAGCAGCUCGGUGCCGGUCAACUGGGCCAUUGUUGCUCAUGGUGUCCAGGGUCAUAUCUCUGUUCAUUCCUCCAACAGCGUGUCCCCACCCUUCCCUCCUGAGCCUGACCUGACCCUGUCCAGUAUGCUGAACUCUGACCUGUCCACCAUGUCUGACCUUCUCGCCUGGGCAAGUGAAAGCGGCUACACCAAGGUGACCUCAUACACUGAGGCUGACCUGGCCAAUCGCUUUGUGAUCCAGCUGCCAUCACAGUACGUGCUCGCGGCGAUGAACCCUCUGGUUGUGAGGCCUCCCUGGGCCGAGGAGCACAGGCUGAGGCAGUGGCUGAACGCUGGAGGCAGAGCGGGAGAAGGCCGAGAGAGUUUCACAGUGCAGUGUGAGGAUGGACGCCUCAGCGUGACCGUGGACCAACACAUCCUGCAGAGCUUGUCUGUCCCAGUGGCUGUCGUGACUCUGCAGGACCCGACGUGCCAGGCUCAGUCCAAUGGGAGCCAUUUCCUGUUGAUGUUCCCAGUCAUUUCCUGUGGGACUGAGGGUCUGCUCCUGGGACAGCCCAGAGGGGUGCAGUACAAAAACAUGAUCUUAUUGUGGAGGGACAAGCCUCAGACCGUCCUGGCGCUCGAUGAGACGGAGAGGAAGUCCAAACGUCCACUCGGCAUACAUUUUAGCUGCUUGGCUGCAGUCCCCAGCUCCUCCGGCCCUGCUGCAGAUAAUGUCGAUGAGACGAACAGUCCUCAGGCUGGGCUCUCCCCCUGGACACCAGGGGAUCCAGGGCCUGAUCCAGGACGGAGCCACCUCCCGACACCCAGACACAGAUCUGGGCCCGUUCUUAUUUUAAGACUUUUCGUCACCGAGAAUUACGAGCAGAGGCUGAUCGGCCCCUGUGUCAUCACUGCAGGCCACCGCGUCUAUGUCGAGGUCUGUGUUUCAGCCAAAGGACCCCUCACAGAUGUGGUGGAGGUGAAGUCAUGUGUCGUCUCUCCUCUGUCAGACCCAAAGAAAUCUCCUUUCUGGACCGUCAUAAGCGACGGCUGCUCCUCAGACCCCUCGCUGACCCUCAGCGCAAAGACAAAAGAUGAAGACGAGGAAGAGGAGGAAGAUGACGGCGACCUGGACGAGGAAGAAGAAGAGGAGGAGGAAGAGGAAGAGAAAGAAGGAAUGGAGAACGAAAGAAUCAAUCACAGAGAUGGAGAUGUCUCGCUCCGACAUAAAAUCGGAAGGAGGAGGAAGGAAAAGAACCGCACAAGCAUGGGAGCAGAGCAGGAGAUGCAGCUGUUGAGAUUCAGUUUUAUCCUGCGACCGGUUCAUAAUGACUCCAUGCAGUUCCUCCACUGCAGCCUUCGUAUGUGUGUCUCUGACUCGACCAGAGGGGAACCCAUGAAGGAAUCAGCGAGGAAUGAGUGUCAGGGCGGACUGCGUAUUCCACCGCUUGUAUCUAAGUCCCCCAAACAUCAGUGUGAGAUCAGAAACCUGUCCAGGCCCAUGGUUGUCACCCAGUCGAUCAGCUCUCUGGCACCCAAACUGCCGAGGCCUCCUGCUGGACAAAGAACCAAGAGGCUGAGUGUCUCUCCACUGGCCAGUCCGGACCCAAAGCACAGCAGCUCUGUGGUGCAGGCAGGAUCAGUGUUGGGAAUUGUCUUUACAGCCUUUAUGAUGGGUGCCAGCCUGAUGGGAGGGCUGUGGUGCAUCUACAACUAUACAGCGGCGUAUCCAGCAUUAAUUGGAAGAGAAAGUCAUUUAACUGACCAGAGCCAUGGAGGCCACAACACCUGGAAUCCACUGUCACAGUCUGAUCAGUCGUCCAGCUCGGUGUAGAGGAUUUCCUCCGGCAAAUCUGAGAAAGGAGAACUGGGACAGAGGUUCUAACAACUUGUGUGUGAGCGAGCACAGCUG